This is a messenger RNA of Dreissena polymorpha, 4482 nucleotides long. RefSeq lists its product as uncharacterized. Bases 50 to 2059 code for a protein of 669 amino acids. Gene Ontology annotation, cellular component: plasma membrane; cell junction. The transcript has 13 exons. Gene Ontology annotation, biological process: positive regulation of hippo signaling. The record is from RefSeq and is a predicted model, not a curated record. NCBI's taxonomy places the organism in Eukaryota, Metazoa, Mollusca, Bivalvia, Myida, Dreissenidae. Gene Ontology annotation, molecular function: protein binding.
AGGUACAGCUAACAGUUGAACUAAUCACAGAGUUUUAAUUAUAUGAACAAUGGCUGAGGCUGGGGGAAAUUCAUACCCAGAUCUGGAUGUUGAAGCAGACACCAGUCUACGAGAAUUAAACUUUGAUCAGAUCCGACAUGAUCGUUUUGAUCGGAACAAACAUUUUCUUGAGGCUAUGAAUGCUAGAGCAGCAGCCAAAGUGUUUCCAUCAAGUGAGAUUGAAGAGUCAUCAAAAAAGCACCUCCAUCCUGAGGAGUAUUCUGCCCUCACGAUACAGAGGUACUGGAGAGGCUUCAAAGGGAGGCAAAUCUACGUGAACAAACUGUUUGAAAAAUAUCAGCAGGAAGAGCAACAGCAGCAUGAGAAAGUACUGCGACAGAUGGAGGAAGGCAAUCUCCUGGUAGAAAAUCAUGAGCUGGAAGUGCUGUUAGAAGACGGACGGACAGUGAGAAGAAACGCCAAGCGACUGUAUAUCUUCAAGGUCAUUAAGAUCCAAAGAGCAUGGAAAGCAUACAGGGCCAGACUACAAAAGCAAAAUAGGAACAACUCCAAUUGCACUGAAAACACCAAUUACAAGAACAGAACAGUCUACACAGAAAAAGGUCCCAAACUUGAGGUAUCAAAUCAUGAUGAAGCAAAUGAAACUGCUGAACUGAAAACUGAUGUUGAAACUUUCUUUAAUGAAAACUUUCAGGGAAUUGAGCAGGAUGCUGUUGAAAAUGGCAAUACUCUAAUUAAGGAUUCACGGAGAAAGGAACAGUUCACCUCUGAUGUAACUCCUGAAUUGUCCCCAUCACAAAAAAGGAAAAGAUAUUUCCUGUCACAGGCACAGGAAUUUGCUGAAUUAAAGAAAACCAACUCAAAUGUUUUGCCCUUCAACUUGCAUCUUCACUUCAAUCCAGAUGACUCAUGUGAUACUAAAGGCAAAAGCCUUUCCAUGCAAAUGAUGUCAGACAUGUCACCUCAGCAGAUUGCUGGAGCUAAUAAUUCUCAUCUUAAAACAAGUGAACAUGAAGAGUUUAAAUUAUUUAAUGGUAAAGUUGAUAAAAAGGCAGACUAUUAUGUUAAUACCAAUAUUUGUGAUAAUUCAAAGGGGAGUAAUCCAAGCCUUACUUUGCUAAAUACUCACGGGGAAAAUGCUUGCUUAACAGUGUGUGAUGAUAAUAAUGAAGAUGCAUUUGAUGUGUACAAUAUUGAGACAGCCUUGCCUGAUGUGGAUUGGAAAGUUCUGGAAGAGAAGCUGAAAGCUGCAAGCGAAGAGGCCAAGCUGAUAAAAGAGGCAAGACGCAAUGAUCGUGAAGAGAUUCGCAAGAAGCUUGCGAUGGGAGGAGAUGACGACAGCCUCGAUGAUAACGAUGAUGAUGAUGAGGUCAAGUUGAAGAGACCCAGUCUACAAUCUAGAUUACAUUCCGGACUUCAGAUCUGCUUUAUGAAUGAGUCUCCCGUGGAUACAGACAACGAGGGUGCGUCUCCGCGGCAACACGUGCCCCAUGACAACGACAAACUCGUGUCAAAGGUCAACGGCCUUGUGGACUCAGAUAACAAUCUCAGCUCGGUGACAGAUCUGAACAACCCUUCCCCACCCACCACCUCCAUCCAGUCGCACAGUCCGCCGCGGUUAAAAGCGGACGACAAAAAAGCAGACGACUUCCACUCCAGACAAGAACAACUCCAAAAUGAAGCCAAACUUGCUCUUGCUCAGGCGGGCACUAUGGCCCAUAUGCAGCUGGAGAUAGAAAAGCAGACUCAGAAAAAGUCACCCAUAGCAGAAAUGGCUGGUAUACCGGGGCUGGGUGAGCGGCGCAGGAAGAAGCUGAGCGUGCGCCAGCUACAGCAGAUGAACCUUGCUCAAACCCAGGUCCUGUACAAUGACCUCCAGACACAGAUAGAAAGUCUCAACGAGGACCUGGUUCGUCUGCUGAUGGAGAGAGAUGAACUGCACAUGGAGCAGGACUCCAUGCUGGUCGACAUUGAAGACCUCACCAGGAGAGCGGAGGAACUGGCUGAUCGGGCAAACCGCGACGGAAAGACGAAAACAUGCAAGAUGCCGUCUAGAUAACACUUAGCUGUCACCUAGAAACACAUGGGUCCACGCAAGAAAUUUAUUUGAUGUAUUACAUGAUGCAGAUUUGUGAUGGAAGACUGCAAAUAGAGACAUAUUUGACUCUUAGUGACGCAGUUUUCUCUGGGGAAGUUUAUAUAAUGGAUGCUGGUGUUGAACUUUUUCUGAGAUUUUGCCGAAAUGCACGGUAUCUAAGGAACAUCAUAUGUCUGUCAUAAUUACUGUAGAACAAGAUGUAGCUAUAAUUGUUUUUGAAACAAUUUAAGAUUGAGAUGGGUAAGACUUUGUGCAAACUGCCCUUUAUAUUCAAAUUUUAUUUUUUCUGCAUUGAUGCAAUUAGUAUUUAUUUAAUAACAACUACUUCCAUACUGUUUGCAUCUGGGUUACAUACUAGUUUAUUGAUACCGCCUGUUAUUAGGCCUGUUCAUAGAAAUUGUUUAAUUAUGAAGUAGUAUCUGAAACAGUGGCUUUAUAUAGAUUUUUCAUUUCACAGUAUAGGAAAAUAUAAAGUACAUAGUAGACAAUGUAGUUUAGUGUUGAAUAAUGAAGAUGAGGCACACUCUGGGAAAACAGGGCUUAAUGCAUGUGUGUAAAGUGUUAUCCCAGACUAGCCUGUGCAGUCUGCACAGGCUAAUUAGGGACCACACUUUAUGCCUAGACUGGAUAUUUGCAAAGAGAAACUAUCUUUAACGUAAAAUUAAAUUUAAGCUGUCAGCCCUUUUUAGCUCGUGCGGACUGUCUUAUCUGGGAUGGCACUUUUUGCACAUGCAUCCUCCUGUUCCCAGAGUGAAGCUUACUUUUAAUUAUUUUAGACAUUUUGUGACAUAUCAUACUGUAAAAUCCAUUACAUUAUGCAUAAUGCAUGAAAUCACUUGAGCUUCAGUCAAUCAUUUACAUGCGACAUUUAGUUUACCCUUUCAUAGAUCACUAUUGAUACAUUUAUAAAGUUGUGUGGCCUACUCCAAAGUUUGGGUAAACAUAUCGCAGUUAAUUAUCAGGAAAAAAAAUGUUUAAGGAAAAAAAGCAUGACAUAAUAUAAGUUGUGAUAAAUAGUUUACAAAUCAUUUGUUCCUGACUGAACAAUAUCUUACAACCUUCAAAUUAUUUCUGUGGGCAUUUUAUUUAUAGAUACUUUUCAUGUACAGUUUUUAUUCUUAAGUGAAAGAGUGAACACCUAGAAAAUUUCCGAGGGCCAUUACAAAAUUAUCCCAAAAAAGGAAAAUUGUGUCAAACUUGUUCCAAAAGGGCAUUAUCUGCAAAAUUAUUUCAAUCCGAAAGGCAUGUAAACGAAUAUUUUAAUUGGUUUGUGCAAUUAAUAUCAAGCAUUUAAAAUUGCCAAUCUGAAGAUUUCAGUAUGCAAAUUUUCUCAAUUUCAAGUUUUUUCGCUUUUUUCCCCAAUAUGUAGGGUUCUGGUACUUUUCCCAAUUGGGCCAAAAUAAUGCAGAAUUUGUCAGGGGAUCAGUGUUAAAACCAUGUUCUUAACCAAAUUAACAAUCUCUUCAAAAACAAUUGUAUUAUGUGAAAUAGUUAAGUGACUGUUACACACACAAAAACUGUUCACAAGUAUGUGAACAAAUGUUAAUCACCAUUACAUAACCGUGAUGUAUCAAUAUAUAAGCAAAUCUUUCUUCCAUGUAUUGUUGUGCAACUCAUUGUUGAACUGUGGUCUGACGUGUGUCUUUGCUUAGGACUGUAACAGAAACUUCUUCCAAACUUUGCAUCAAGUGUUGUGAAUAUGUAGUGUAUAACUGGUCUUGUGAAACUUCAAAAGUUACAAUACAGCAUUAGAAAUGAAGCUACAUUAAAACAUUUUGUCACUAAAAAAAUAAUGCAUUUUCGUGUGCUUACUUUUUCACAUAAUGGUUUAUGCAUAUAUGCAUAUAUUAACAAUUUAUGGUUAAGCUUUUGAUUUUGUGUUCACACUGUUAAUUUAUGGAAAGAAAUGGGUAAUUCUGUAAUUACAGCAUAUAUAUAUAACGAUUUUAAGUCAUAUUUUGUUCUCACAAUCUUAACCCUCUUUCUCCCAUAACAAGCAAAGUGAAAAUGGCUAUGUGCAAACAGCAUACAACCAGAACAGCCUGCUACUGUUACUAGCAGGCUGUUCUGUUUUAUGCCUUUUGCAAAAAGCCAUGAUCACUUUGCUUCUGAGUGGGAAAGAGUUAAGUUUUGAAUGCAGACCACCUGAUUCUUACCUCAAGAAAUGAAUGUUUUAAGCCAUUGAAAUGCCUGCUUGCUGACAUGUAUACAUAUGUAUACAGGUUAUUAAAUAUUUAUUGUUUUGUUGAUUAAUGUUGUUUAUUUCCUUAACUGAAUAUUGUUAAGAACGUGUUAUUGUGUUUCUUUAUGCCAUGCCAUAAUUUGUUUUAUAGCAUCAUUUUAUAUAUUAUUUAAUACUUAAGAGAAUAAAUUAUUAACACAAA